Folsomia candida is the source of this 2023-nucleotide messenger RNA. It is a transcript of the gene nop5, whose product is annotated as nucleolar protein 58. Bases 117 to 1640 code for a protein of 507 amino acids. The record is from RefSeq and is a predicted model, not a curated record. Gene Ontology annotation, cellular component: small-subunit processome; box C/D methylation guide snoRNP complex. The transcript is spliced from 10 exons. NCBI's taxonomy places the organism in Eukaryota, Metazoa, Arthropoda, Collembola, Entomobryomorpha, Isotomidae. Gene Ontology annotation, molecular function: snoRNA binding.
UCGCUGACUCUCCAUGCCCUCAACUCGUGCGUCUCUCUCUCCAUGCAAUCUCGCUCCUCUUUUAGGUUCCGGAGUUCAUAAUUUCGAAAUUGUAAGGAAAUAAGGACACUGCCAAAAUGUUGGUCCUUUUCGAAACGGCUGCGGGCUAUGCCGUCUUCAAGUUGCUGAAAGACAAUACGUUAGAGGAAAUUGACAAUCUGUAUAAAGAUUUUGAGUCCCCAGAGAAAGCGAGUAAAAUAGUCAAGUUAAAAUUCUUUGAAAAGUUUGUAGACACGACGGAUGCCCUGUCUGCCGCCACGGCCACAGUUGAGGGAAAAGUUUCAAAGCCCUUGAAGAAAAUAUUGAAAAAGUUGGUAGCAAAAGACGUUCAAGACCAGUUGCUCGUGGCGGAUGCCAAUUUGGGUAAAGCCAUCAAGGAGAAAAUGAGUCUUAGUUGCAUGUCUAGUACUGCCGUAUUAGAGUUGAUGAGGUGUAUCAGAUCCCAAGCGGACUCUCUUAUCGGAAGUCUUCCCAGCAGUGAAAUGGCAGCCAUGUCUUUGGGUUUGGCUCACAGUUUGGGAAGAUACAAGUUAAAGUUCAGUCCGGAUAAGGUGGACACGAUGAUUGUGCAAGCCGUUAGCCUCCUGGAUGACUUGGACAAGGAACUUAACAAUUACAUUAUGAGGUGCAAGGAAUGGUACUCUUGGCACUUUCCAGAAGUUACUAAACUUAUUCAAGAUAACGUAACAUUUAUUAAAGUGAUCAAACUUAUGGGAAUGCGACACAAUGCAAAAACGACAGACUUUUCCGAAAUCCUUCCAGAAGACUUGGAAGAGAAAUUAAAAGAAGCAGCUGAGAUUUCAAUGGGAACUGAAAUUUCUGAUGAGGACAUUGAAAAUAUUUCAUUUUUAGCCGACCAAGUUUUAGAAAUUUCCGAAUACCGCACUCAAUUGUACGAAUAUCUUAAGAACCGAAUGAUGGCGAUUGCCCCCAAUCUCACAGUUCUUGUCGGUGAACUAGUUGGUGCAAGAUUAAUUGCUCAUGCCGGUACCCUCAUUAAUUUGGCCAAGCAUCCAGCUUCAACCGUUCAGAUUCUUGGAGCGGAGAAAGCACUUUUCAGGGCAUUGAAAACUAAGAAGGACACUCCCAAAUAUGGACUGAUUUAUCAUGCUCAACUAGUUGGUCAAGCAAGUACGAAAUUAAAGGGAAAGGCAUCAAGAAUGCUGGCAGCCAAAGCUGCGUUAGCGGCUAGAGUUGAUGCACUUGGAGAAGAAACUUCCUUAGCUUUGGGGACUGAGCAUCGUGCCUAUCUAGAAGCUAGAAUCCGACAACUGGAAACUGGGGACAAACGGGCAGUGUCAGCAAUGAAAAAGAAGUUUACACCACAGAAGUACGAUAAUAAGAGCGAGGUUCGACAAUAUUUACGAUCACAAGAUUCCAGCGUGACUAAAAAACGACAACAUGAUGAAGAGGAAGGAAAUGGUGAAACGGUAGAAGAGACACAAGAAGUUCCCAAGAAGAAAAAGAAGAAAGAUAAGAAAGUGAAAGUGGAGCCAGAAGAAGAAGUUGAAGAUCCUCCUGCUCCUGUUGAAGAGGCAGAAGAACCUCCAAAAAAGAAGAAAAAGAAGAGCAAAAAAUCUAAAACUGAAGAAGAUGAAUAGGUUCGCCCUAGACUUUGUGUUCAGCAGAUUGUGUCAUUGUCGUAGUUUAAUUGUACAUGUUUCUAAUCCUGUUUUAUAAUUAUUAUUACAACGUAGUUUAAAACUACUAGGUUUGACUGCAAUGGAUUUUAUGGUUCUUCAAAUCUUUUGAAGGAUAUCCAGCUUAUAAUUUGUUUAGAGUUACGUAAACGAUACCUAUUACAUACAUCCUUACUUCCAUUGGACACUUUGAAACUAUAUAAAAAUACACAAGUUUAUUUUUACGUUGUUAUAAAAUCAAUGAAUGCCCAUUCAUAAUGAAUUCAAGUCGACCUCUGAUAUGCAUUAAAAAAUAUAAAUUUGAUAAAACGGAAAAUAUUAAUAAAAGUAAUUUUAUUUACAAA